AAAAAAUUUUAAGUAGUAAUUGGUUUUUGAAAAAUGUUGUUGUAGUCCUUUUAGAGAUCUGUAUAUAUCAAUAAUCUAUAUCCAAUCAAUAUGGCUGAUACUGAACAAAAGAAGAAGAGAACCUUCAGAACCUUCACUUUCAAGGGUGUUGAUUUAAAAGAUUUAGUUGAAUUAUCAACUGAAGACUUCACCAAAUUAUGUUCUGCCAGAGUCAGAAGAAGAUUCUCCAGAGGUUUAGGUACCAAGGAAAUGGGUUUCAUUAACAAAUUAAGAGUUGCCAGAGCUAACACUGAACCAAAUGAAAAGCCAGCUAUUGUCAAGACCCACUUAAGAAAUAUGGUUGUUGUUCCAGAAAUGAUUGGUUCCGUCGUUGGUGUUUACAACGGUAAGGUUUUCAACACUGUUGAAAUCAGACCAGAAAUGGUUGGUCACUACUUAGGUGAAUUCUCCAUUACUUAUACUCCAGUUAGACAUGGUAGAGCUGGUAACGCUUCUUCAAGAUUCAUUCCAUUACGUUAAGUUGUUGUAUAAUAUCAUACUAAUUCUUCAUAAAGUUUACCAAAAAUAUACAUAACUAUUAUUACAAGUGAUCGUAGUACUAAGCACA
This is a messenger RNA of Scheffersomyces amazonensis, 607 nucleotides long. RefSeq names its product 40S ribosomal protein uS19 (gene RPS15). The record is from RefSeq and is a predicted model, not a curated record. Lineage: Eukaryota; Fungi; Ascomycota; Pichiomycetes; Serinales; Debaryomycetaceae. The transcript has 2 exons. The coding region runs from base 91 to 519 and encodes 142 amino acids. Gene Ontology annotation, cellular component: cytosolic small ribosomal subunit; ribosome. Gene Ontology annotation, biological process: translation; ribosomal small subunit assembly. Gene Ontology annotation, molecular function: RNA binding; structural constituent of ribosome.